Molecule: messenger RNA, 1503 nt
Organism: Cylindrotheca closterium
Lineage: Eukaryota; Bacillariophyta; Bacillariophyceae; Bacillariales; Bacillariaceae
Source: the annotation of a GenBank genome assembly
AUGAUUGAAAAGCCUCCCACUUCACCGAAUAAGAAAGCCAAAAAGACAAGUGCAUUGAGCUAUGUUUUCCUUGUCUUGUUGGGCAUUUCGGUAUGCAGCUUUCUUCAAAUGAGGGGUCUCUUGCAUGCCUAUGACAGCAUCGGUAGUAAUGAUCAAGAUGCCACACAUCCACAAACUACUUCUGCCAUUGAAUCUUCGCUCCAUGCUUUCAAAUCUGCAGGCAAAAAAGAGCCGGCAGCAAUAGUCGAAGAUCACGAAAGCGUAGCAGUGGAAGAUCCAAUUCCCAAUCCAGAACCGACCAUUGGGUCGGAAUCCUUUUCUGCCUGCUUGUUGGUAAUGGAUGAUAAUCAUCGGCUCGUAGAAUGGAUGGCCUAUCAUUAUCACGUCUUGCCGUUAAGGUACUUGGUCAUUGCCGUGGAUCCCCGAAGCAAAACGUCUCCCACUGCAAUUUUGAAUCGCUGGCGAACCAUGGGAGUCUACGUCGAAGAAUGGGACGAUUUCAAUUUCAUGCGCAAGGACAUUGCCUCCAACAAGAUUGGAGAUGACCAAGACUUGCAAAUCAAACGGGACCGGCAUCGGAUGCGUCAAAAGAACUUUUAUCAAGCAUGUCUCAGAAGAAUGAAGGCACAGAAUCGAACCUACACGACUUUGAUUGAUACCGAUGAAUACAUUACUUACAAUUACAAGGGUGGCGACCAGUUUGAAGCUUGGGAAAAGAAGCGAAAACAAAUUACUCGCAAGAUACCAAUCUACAAGGGAAAGACACGGGUUCUACCAUCCUCCGUUCCGCCUACUACAGGCGAAGAAGGCGCCUUGCUCAAAUUUAUUCGAACGGAACAAAAGGCAGGGACACCCUUUUUCCAAGGGGCUUGUAUCUCGUGUCCACGAUUGCAGUUUGGUUCCAAGGAAUCCAGUGAAGAAGAACGAAAACAUGGAAUCCCAGAAUCAUUGAAAAUCGAUCCCUUUCGACUGGAUACGCUGAGGUUUCGAUUGCAUGCCGAACGACAAGACUUUGUCAAGAAUGGACUCUCCAAGAGUAUUCUGGAUGUUUCGCGAAUAGACAAGUUUCCAAAGAUUCAGUCCUUGCACCGUCCAAUCAAAUCGAUAUGUUCAGCGCCCUGGAAGGAUGAAUGGUCGAGUGCUCUGCGGAUUAAUCAUUACCUGGGGAGCUGGGAAGCUUAUUCCUUCCGUGAUGACUCUAGAAGAGGCGGAGAACGUUCUUUUGAAGGAUGGGCUUUCAAGGCCAAAGAGGGUGACGAUACGGACGACAAUAUUCGUCCAUGGGUGGAUGGAUUUGUGCAAACGCAUGGGCCGGACAAGGCCACCGACCUCUUGAAGGAUGCUGGGCUGCCAAGAGGCAUGAAAGGAAACGACAAGAACUGGACUAUCAUGUUCCUGGAUGAGAUUCUAAGUGUCAACAAGACAGAGGGAAACCCCAUGCGAGUGGCAUUUGACAACUUUGUUCGAGAUUUUCACUUGAACGAAAAACAAACUCCCAAUUGA